Messenger RNA from Acaulospora morrowiae, 2109 nucleotides. NCBI's taxonomy places the organism in Eukaryota, Fungi, Glomeromycota, Glomeromycetes, Diversisporales, Acaulosporaceae. The record is from the annotation of a GenBank genome assembly.
AUGGAAUUUGUAAAUGAUGUGAUAGUCGACAAGCUGUUCGAUACAGUUGAAUCAGUCAAUCUGCCAACGUAUAUCGAGGGAGUUUUCGAGAUUGGAAAGAUUCUUAGCCACGUUGCAAUUGGCGUGCUCACCGGUAACAUUUCCUUGUUGGUAGAUGACAUUGUAUCGUUCGCGUACUCUGCUAAGCAUUGCAAGGCCGAGUGCAAACGUCUAAGCGAGCAGGCCAAAAUUGCUCGUGACAGCGCCAAGGAAUUACUUAACAAAUUAGCCGAAACACCCAAGGAAAUUGAGGACAAGAGUUUCGCGUCAGCACUGAAAGCGUUUUCCAUAGUGUUGGAGGAUGCGCGUGCGGUUGUGAAACAGCAUGCGGAAGCAAAAUAUGGCCUAAAAAUUUUUUACGCCAGAAAAUUUGCGGCCGAAUUUCAAGACAUCGAAGACCGGUUGGAUCAAGCGUGUCAUCGGCUGAACUUUGCGAUUAGCAUCAGGCAUUUUGUGGAAAGUCAAGAAUUGGAAGAAGCACAUAAGACAUGGCACGAGGAGGAUAAGGUUGCCUUUGCAAAGUUGAACACCAUGGUAAAAGAAUCUUUGGAGGAGAUUCGGGGAUAUAAAAAAUCAACGAGCGCACCUUCGCAAUCGGUGCUGAGUGGCACCAGGAUUUCCUUAGCCGAAUUGUCGGACUUUAAACACCUCAAGACCGAUCGAUUGUUCACGGCCAUCUAUCACACGACGGAUUCCAACCGGAAACCAAAGGACGCCAAAGUGGUGAUUAAGGUCACGAUGGCUAGGGAGUCGGUGCCGGAGGAAGAGUCUAAGUUUGCGUUAGAGGUGGCGUACCUGCAAAAAUUGGCACCUUGCCCGAAUAUCAUUGAUCUCAUUGGGAUCACGUCGUUGAGAAAUAACAUGUCGUUGGUGUUGGAAUAUUGCGAGAACGGAGAUUUGCGAUCUUUCAUUGCCGCCGGGUCGUUGAAAGAUAAUUGGGGUAGAAAACGUCAAAUCUCUUUGGGCGUAGCUCUAGGUAUGGAGUUCCUUCAUAAGGCAGGCAUCUUACAUAAAUACAUAAAUAGUGCGAAUAUUUUGUUGGACGGUCACUUUCAAGCGAAGAUCACCAACUUCCGUAAGUCAAGAUGGACCAAUGGUGGUAGCUUGGGAUUGAUAGAUUCGUUUGAAGAGCAAAUUCGAUGGACCGCCCCAGAGCGCCUUGGUGAUGAUCCGGCGACAUUCACCGAGGAGUGUGAUGUGUUUUCAUAUGGCGUGGUAUUCUAUGAAAUCGUAACCGAGGAAUUUCCGUGGCAGGGAUUACAAUUGGAUCUCGUCUACAAAUAUCGAAGCGAAGAAGGAAGAAAGUUGACACUGUCACUUCACACUCCACCCGCCAUCUCGACCAUCUACACCAAUUGUACGAAGACGGCACCAAAACAACGAUUCACCACCAGUGAAAUAAUCGAACAUUUGGAAGCUAUCAGGCCGGAAGAGUUGGAAAACGUAACAACCUUUGAACCCAUACACGAGAAUAAUGGUGGGGCCCAUUUUGAAGUGAAUAAGAUGGUGAAGGAAGAGGAUGACAACCUGUUAAAAGUGGUGACAUCGCGCGACCUAUCACUCUCGGACAUCUCUGACGAGGAAGAUAUGGCGACAUCACCGCAAGAAAUAAUAAAGAUCGCCGAGAAUUAUCAUCAGAUACGUGAUUACGCUAGGGCACGUGUGGAAUUUGAAAAGGUUCAAGAAGAAUCCCCGCGUGCACUAUUCCGACUGGGUGAAUAUUAUUAUUAUGGGAGAGGAGUGAAUGUAGACGUUCAAAAGGCAGUGCAGUAUCUUGAGCGGGCCGUGGAAGGGGGAGAUGGUGAUGCGAUCGACAUGUUGGGAUAUAUGUACUUGAAAGGUCAAGGGUUACCCAAGGAUCGAAUCAAGGCGGUGAAAUUGUUCACGAUGGCAGUGGAAAAGGGUAUACCAUACGGAAUGUAUCAUUUAGGAGUAUGUUAUAACAAAGGAUGCGGGGGAUUGAAAAAGGAUGAGGAAGAAUCAAAGAGGUUAAUUUUGAAAGCAGCCAGUUUGGGUAAUAUGGAGGCCCAACAUUUUGCGCGCCAAAAGUCAUGGGAUUCAUCAUGGUAA